AUGGCUGAGCCCCCGGCCUCUUCCAGCUCCGGCGGCGGCGGCGGCGUGUCCCUGCCGCUCAUUGAAUCAGAGCUCUACUUCCUCAUAGCUCGGUUCCUGACCACCGGGCCCUGUAGGAGAGCGCUGAAGGUGCUGGUGCAGGAGCUGGAGCAGCACCAGUUGCUUCCUAAAAGGUUGGAUUGGCAAGGAAAUGAGCAUUAUAGGAGUUACGAAGAAUUGGUGCUGUCCAAUAAACAUGUGGCUCCAGACCAUUUGUUACAAAUUUGCAAGCGUAUUGGCCCUAUUCUGGAUAAGGAGAUACCACCCAGCAUUUCGAGAGUGAAUUCCUUACUUGGGGCAGGGAGACAGUCAUUGUUACGUACAGCAAAAGAUUGCAGGAACACUGUUUGGAAGGGCUCUGCAUUUGCUGCACUUCAUAGAGGAAGGCCUCCUGAAAUUCCUGUGAACUAUGGCACACCACCAAAUCUUGUGGAAGUACAUCGAGCAAAACAAUUAACUGGAUAUGCAAAGUUCAGUACUUCAUUUCCAGGAAGUAUGUAUCAGCAUGUCAAGAUGCACAGACGGAUUCUUGGCCAUCUUUCUUCUGUAUAUUGUGUUGCAUUCGAUAGGACUGGACAUCGAAUAUUUACUGGCUCAGAUGACUGUUUGGUAAAGAUUUGGUCAACUCAUAAUGGCAGGUUAUUUGCCACAUUACGAGGACAUUCAGCAGAGAUUUCCGAUAUGGCUGUGAAUUAUGAAAACACUAUGAUUGCAGCUGGAAGCUGUGAUAAAAUGAUCAGAGUGUGGUGUCUCAGAACUUGUGCACCAGUUGCAGUCCUCCAUGGACACACAGGGUCCAUUACCUCAUUACAGUUUAGUCCAAUGGUGAAAGGCUCCAUGCGAUACAUGGUCUCUACUGGUGCAGAUGGAACUGUUUGCUUUUGGCAGUGGGAUACAGAUUCCAUGAAAUUCAACAAUCGGCCAGUGAAAUUCACAGAGAAACCUAGACCAGGUGUUCAGAUGCUUUGUUCUUCAUUCAGCAUAGGUGGUAUGUUUUUAGCAACUGGCAGCACUGAUCAUGUCAUCAGGAUGUAUUUUUUUGGCUCUGAAACACCUGAGAAAAUAGCUGAAUUGGAAAGUCAUGCUGACAAAGUCGACAGCAUUCAGUUUUCUAACAGUGGUGAUAGGUUCAUAAGUGGCAGUAGAGAUGGAACAGCUCGAAUCUGGCGUUUUGAGCAAGCAGAAUGGAGGAGUAUUUUGUUGGAUAUGUCCGAUCGAUUACCAGGUGACACGUGUUCAGAAGAAGACAAAUUUAUGAAGCCUAAAGUAACCAUGAUAGCGUGGAACCAAAAUGAUAACUAUGUUGUUACGGCUGUGAAUAAUCAUCUGCUCAAAGUUUGGAAUUCCUGUACAGGGCAAUUGCUUCAUGACUUGGUGGGGCAUGCGGAUGAAGUAUUUGUCUUGGAGACCCAUCCUUUUGAUUCCAGGAUAAUGCUGUCUGCAGGUCAUGAUGGCAACAUCUUUAUAUGGGACAUUACCAAAGGCACAAAAACAAAGCAUUAUUUUAACAUGAUUGAAGGCCAAGGACACGGUGCUGUUUUUGACUGUAAGUUUUCACCAGAUGGACAGCAUUUUGCAUGUACAGAUUCUCAUGGGCAUCUAUUGAUAUUUGGUUUCGGUUGCAGCAGGUCUUAUGAAAAGAUUCCUGAUCAGAUGUUCUUCCACACUGACUAUCGGCCACUUAUUCGAGACUCUAACAAUUACGUCCUAGAUGAGCAGACUCAACAGGCUCCUCAUCUCAUGCCCCCUCCCUUCUUAGUAGAUGUGGAUGGAAACCCUCAUCCAACAAAAUAUCAAAGAUUGGUGCCAGGAAGAGAGAAUUGUGCAGAUGAACAUUUGAUUCCUCAACUUGGAUAUGUAGCAACAAGUGAUGGAGAAGUGGUUGAACAAGUUAUAGGCCAACAGACAGUUGAUCAGGAUGAGCAAGGCUUGGAGCCCAGCAUUCUUGAUGGCAUGAUUAGGCAAUUACAACUACAACAAGAUCAAAGAAAUGGAACUGAUCAAGAAUCUGCUUCAGGUGGUCCACAAAAUGGGGAAGGAACACCUAGAAGAGCUUUUAGAAGACCAAGUUUCGACAUCCAGUCUCCUCCCAACAUUGGUCUACGACGUAGUGGGCAAGUUGAAGGUGUGCGUCAGAUGCAUCAGAAUGCUCCACGAAGUCAGAUGGCUACUGAGCGAGACCUUCAGGCCUGGAGACGAAGAGUUGUUGUACCAGAAAUACCACCAAGCUUACUCAGGAAGCAGGAAGAAUACCGAAUUGCAAAAGGGGAAGAAGAGAGAGAUCUUUAUGCAACAGAGAAGAAAAAGUCAUUUGAGUCAUUGGAAAAGAGUGACUCUGAGUCUUCAUUAAUACAAUCUAAGCGUAGACUGCAUAGACGGAAAUUUCCAAAUUACCGAACACGGAAUAACAUUGAACAACUGGAGUCUUCUGAUGAGGAAAGAGAUAACUGCUUUGGCUUGAUAGAGCAGGAAGCUGAAGAAAGUGAGGGCUCUGGCUCAUCUGAUGAAGAGGAAGAGUGGAGAAGUGACAAGAAAAGCAACAGUAAUAGUUCUAGUGAUUCUUCAAGUAGAUACUCUGACUGGAUCGCUGAUGCAGGGAUUAACCUGCAGCCUCCCAUACGGACUUCUCGACGGAAAGCUAUCAGAUAUUGCAGUACUUCAGAAGAUGAAGUAUCAGCAGAGAAAUCAUCUCCUCCAAAGAGAAGAAGAAGAAAAAGGAGAAAAAAGCCCAAACCAAAAAAGCAAGAGGAGGCUAAUGCUCCAACACAACCAGUAAACCUGGAAUUGUCAUAUGAUUGGCAUCCUCCCGUUUGGAUAACAGACACAGCUCUUCGAAGAUCCCCUUUUGUUCCUCAGAUGGGUGACGAGGUAAUAUAUUUUCGACAAGGACACGAAGCUUACAUUGAAGCAGUUAGAAGAAAUAACAUUUAUGAACUGAAUCCACACAAGGAGCCAUGGAGAAAAGUAGUCCUUAGGGAUCAGGAAUUGGUAAAAAUUGUUGGAAUUAGAUAUGAAGUUGGUCCUCCCACACUGUGUUGCCUGAAGCUUGCCUUUAUAGAUCAUGCCACUGGAAAACAUACAGACAAAUCAUUUUCCAUCAGAUACCAUGAUAUGCCAGAUGUUAUUGACUUCCUUAUAUUACGUCAGUUCUAUGAUGAAGCACGGCAAAGGAACUGGCAAGCUUCUGAUAGGUUCCGAUCCAUUAUUGAUGAUGCAUGGUGGUUUGGAACAGUGUUGGGUCAAGAACCGUAUCAGCCUCAAUAUCCAGAUAGUCACUUUCAGUGUUACAGUGUUAAAUGGGACAACGGUGAAAUUGAAAAACUUAGCCCGUGGGACAUGGAGCCAGUUCCUGAUAAUGUUGAUCAGCCUGAAGAAUUAGGAGCUAGUGUUUCUGUGACUUUUGAAGAGGUGGAGAAGCUACUGUACAAACCCGAAGAAGGGGAGUGGGGGAUGAGAUCUCGUGAUGAAGCAUGUGAACGGAUUAUCAGUGGUAUUGAUCAGCUUCUGACUCUUGACAUUUCAGCAGCUUUUGCUGGUCCAGUUGACCUGUGUACAUAUCCCAAGUACUGUACCGUGAUUGCUUAUCCGACAGACCUGAACACUAUUCGGACAAGACUGGCUAAUCGAUUUUACAGGAGAAUCUCUGCAUUGGUUUGGGAAGUAAGAUAUAUUGAAAGCAAUGCUAGGACCUUCAAUGAACCUGGGAGUGCUAUUGCUAGAGCUGCAAAAAAGAUCACUACCCAGCUCUUAAAGUUUAUCAAUGAUCAGGACUGUACAAACAUUUUUGAACUGUGUAGCACAACAGAUGAUGAACAAGAUUGUCUUGAUGCUGAUCUGGAUGAUGAAAAAUGUCUUCCGAGAACAUCGUAUAGAAGAAGAAAAGGACGGGGCUUAAAAAAAGGAAAAAGCAUGAAAACUGGCUAUGAUGAAAACAGUUGGAAGAAUCAGUGUAUGGAACUGGUGAACUUAAUUUUCCAGUGUGAAGAUUCUGAACCUUUCAGGCAGCCUGUUGAUUUGGAUCAAUAUCCUGAUUACAGACAUAUUAUAGACACUCCAAUGGACUUUGGUACGGUGAAAGAAACUCUGGAAGCUGGAAAUUAUGACACUCCAAUGGAACUGUGCAAAGAUAUAAGACUAAUAUUCAGUAAUGCAAAAUCUUAUACUCCAAACAAAAAGUCAAAGAUUUAUAGUAUGACCUUGAGAUUGUCAGCACUAUUUGAAGAGAAGAUAAGAAGAAUUGUUUCUGAUUUCAAAAAUGGUCAGAAACAGAAUGAAAAACUACGAAGAAACCAGAGGUAUACUAGAAGAUUUCAUAAUCAAAGCUCAGUGCAGCAUCCUACCAAAAUGCUCAGAAAUUUGAAGCAGAAACCAUUAAAGUCUCAGGCAAAAAUUGAAUCUGAGCAGGAAGAUUCUUUUUCUCAACCUACCUCAAGUAGAGCCGCCUGUGUUUCAAGCCAUAAAAUGAAUGCUAGCAGUUACAACCGUAGUUCCUCUGGUGAAUCUUCUGAUUCUGCAUGCCUGGCAUCCUUUGAAAGGAAUGGAAAAGCUAGAUCCACAACACUAACAAAUUGUUCUGCAUUAUCAUCAGAAAGUGAAAUAGAAGGUUCUUUGGUUUCUUCAUCUACUUCCUCUUCAUCUUCAUCCUCUACAAGUAGCUCAGAAGACAGCAAAGAAAGCUCUGUGGCUCUCGUGUCACCUCCACUACACAAUGGUGUAUGUAGAAGAAAGAACGGCAAUCGCAGGAUAACUAGAAAUCGAGCUGCUCAGAGAAAACAAAUAGGAACACUUCUUCAGGAGAAUGGGAAUACAAGAAAAACUGUCAGGAAAAAGUUAUAUGGAAGUGACUCUGAAAAUACUUUGGUGACAUCUGAGUCACUCAGUAAUAGUACUGGUAGACAUAGAAAAACUCCACGCAGAAGUGCUGCUGUGGCUGCUAAUAAGUUAAGGCUAAUGAGUGAUGUGGAGGAAGAGGUUUCAAGCUCAGAAAGUAUUGGCAUUGGAUGCAAGAAUAGAAAACUGCCUCACCGAAAUGCCUCAGCUGCAGCAAGGCGAAUGUUACUGGAAGGGUCUGAGGAUGAUGUAGGCUUAAAGUCUGAAAGUGAAAAAGAAAUAGAAGAGCAGCUGACGAAGAGGAAGAUUCUUUCUCAGCCUGGUUCAUCUGCUGCACGAAGGAAAUUUGUUAGUGAAUCUGAAAAUGGAACUUCGGAUUCUGAGACAGACACACAGGUGAAGCAGAAAAACUGGCAAAGCAAUGGUCAUAAACAGUUACGUGGGACAGUCCAUUCUGUAUCUCCCAAAAUGAAAAGUCCCCCCCUAGACUUUUCAGAGGAGGACUCCAAAAGCCAUAAUUCAGAGGAUGGGAGCAGUCAAAAAGUUUCUGACCAGUCAACAUCUGCACAUAAUAAGCCUGCAGUGAGCAACUCUGAGGAUGAAGUGGAUUCCGAAUCAGAUAGAUGGAAUGGCAGAAAAGCAACUGGUCUGCAGCUUGCUGCUCCUUUAAAAAAAGCAAAAGUCUUGAGUGAUUUAGAGGACACAGCAGAAUCUGAAACAGAAGACAGAGAGGAUGGGAAAAGUUUUGUCUCAGAGAGCUUGGUGCCAACUAGAAUUGCAGAGAGUUCAAAAUCUGGACCUGGUGCCAGCUUCAAUCACUCUUCUGAUACAGAAUCUCAGACAGAUUCCAAUAACAGUAAUUAUUGUGAAACUUCUUCAAAAACAAAGAAGAGGAAGAGAAAAGGAAAAACAAAAAUCAUUAGAAAAGAAUCAACAUCUGAGGAGACAGGACAAAGUGCAAAAGUGCUCAGGAGCAGGACAUGUAUCAUUAACUACAAGAAACACAUAAAGCUGUCUAAUGUGGCUGAGAAGAAAAAUCCACGCAGAUGUGCCACUUUGGCAGCUAAUAAGAUUAAGAUAAUGAGCGAUACAAAGGAAGAAUUAUCAAGCUCAGAAAGUGUUUACACAGUAAAAAAAAACAGAAGGCAGCUUCAUGGCAGUGUGUCUGCAGCAUCCAGGAAGAAACUGAUCGGCAACUCGGAGAUGGAUGCUUGCGUAAAGUCUGAAAAUGAGAAAGAACAGCUUUCUGGUAGAAGAAAACUUUCCUGCCCUGAAUCAUCUGCUCCUAAAAGAAAAUACAUUAGUGAGUCUGAGAAUGAAAAAACAGAAUCUGAGGCAGAGAUUAAAGUGACUCAAAAGCAGAAUAAUGAUAACCACAAGCAGGCACACAAAACAGUCUGUGCUGCAGCUCUUAAUCUUGAAUAUGACUCUUCAGAGGAGAAUUCCAUAAACCACAAGAUGGAAAAUGGGAGAAACUGGGGAAGUUCUAGUCAGUCAACUUCAGCCCACAACCAUCGUAUGAGCAACUCUGAAGAGGAGGUAGAUUCUGACUUAGCUAAACAUGAAACUAAAAAUAUCAGAGAAGUAUCAAAUAAAAAAUCUAGAGCUUCUUUCAAAAGAUCAAAAUUAUUGGAUGACUUCAAAGAAACAGCAGAAUCUGAAACGGGGGGGAUAAAAGAUGAAAAAAGCUCAGUAUCGGAGAAUGUGGAGGCACCUGGGACUGCAGGAAGUUCAAAAGCCAAUUUCAAUUGUUCUUCUGAUUCAGACUCUGGAACUGAUAACAGUAUCUGUAGUGAUGCCACAGAAACAAGAAAGAGGAAAAGGAAAUCGGAAACCAUUAGAAAAGAAGUUACCAAUUCCAACUCACCUAAGCCUUCCAGAAGACCCCAGCGAAGGAAACGUUGGAAACCUAACCAAGAAAAUGACUCUGAAGAUUUGGAUUACACCAAAUAUAGGAGAGCUAAUCGGCGUUCUAAGAUAAGAACUCGGAAUGGCGGUAGACGGACUGUGAGAUAUGACGAUUGUGACGACGACGAUGACCGAGGUUUAGAUGAUGUAGAUUGCGAAACGUAACCUUAAAAGGAAAAGCCAGCCCACUUUUUUUUUUAUGGUAAUAGCACUAGAACUCAUGAUGGAUGCUGGCUCUUCUUUGUCCUACAUUUCAGGGAAUAUAUUUAUAUUUUUCUAUGAAAAAGUUAUGAAUGUGAUUAGAUGAUGACUUUCUCCUUUUCAUAUUUUGACUUGCACUUGCCUGCCCAUGUAGCAGCAUUUAGCACAGAUGCCAAAAUGUGCCUCAUUAUAGGGGCAAUUUUUUGUCUUUACUGGUAUUUUAUUACAUAUAACAAGAGUUAAAAAUGUUAAAACACUGCGCAACAGGUUAAUAGCAGUAUGUUGAGUAUUAUUGUUAUGGGUGCUGCAAUGGAAUACUACCUAGGUCAUACAACAUUCAAGAACAGAUUUCAAACAUCUCUAAUGCUGUAUGAAAUCAUAUACAUUAGUAACAGGCUUAUAAAUAAUACUAUACACUAUAAAAUCUGGCAGAUGCUAGCAUUGCAUCAAAAGAGUAAUGAACGGUCACUAGGCUAAAAACUUUACAACUUGUAUUAGUACAGAUGUUAACUGUUCUGUACUUCCAUUAUUGAUAACAUGCAACUAGAACCAGUUACCAGUGAAAAAGUGUAUUUGCCAAUUAACAAGGCAUAUUGGUGCUGGUGAAGAGAGGGUUUAUGCUGACAGGUAGUACUAUCAUCAUUAAUGUGACUUCUAUACUGUAAACUUAAGAAUAUGAAAUGCAGGUGAACUCUUGGGCCUAAGGGGUUUUGUGUGUUUUCUUUAUAAAAUAGAAAAACAAACAAAACACUUGUUCUGUUUUCUUUAUGCGUUAAAAGCUUGAGGUGCAGGAUUCUUACAUUCCAGACCUUUUUGCUACAUUUCUGUUGUUCUUCCAUAUUUAAACUUUUAA
This is a messenger RNA of Gavia stellata (red-throated loon), 7831 nucleotides long. It is a transcript of the gene BRWD1, whose product is annotated as bromodomain and WD repeat domain containing 1. Gene Ontology annotation, biological process: regulation of transcription by RNA polymerase II; cytoskeleton organization; regulation of cell shape. The coding region runs from base 1 to 6942 and encodes 2313 amino acids. The transcript has 41 exons. Gene Ontology annotation, molecular function: protein binding. Lineage: Eukaryota; Metazoa; Chordata; Aves; Gaviiformes; Gaviidae. Gene Ontology annotation, cellular component: nucleus. The record is from RefSeq and is a predicted model, not a curated record.